This is a messenger RNA of Closterium sp. NIES-67, 996 nucleotides long. The record is from the annotation of a GenBank genome assembly. NCBI's taxonomy places the organism in Eukaryota, Viridiplantae, Streptophyta, Zygnematophyceae, Desmidiales, Closteriaceae.
CGAGUGCAUCCAUCACCGACUCUGCCCGCUGCUGGCAUCCUCCGCUUGAGUUCCUAAAGUAAGCCACGUUCCCUCGUUCGAUCAGUUCUCAAGCGAUCAUGGCAGCCUCCACAGCCGCAGCCACCCAGUUCAAGGUCGCCGCUCUCGGUGGCCUCGUCAGUAGGCAGGAGCAAUGCGCUGCUCGCGUGGCGCUCGCUCCGUUGAGCGUCAAGACGCUCACCGCCACCGUGCAGGCUCAGCCAGUGGAGAGGGCUCAAGCCGUCGUCGCCCGCGCUCAGGCAUCUUCAGCAGAUGUUGCUAAGAAGCAGUCCGAUGCUGCCUCGACGACGGCCACGACGUACCACUUCAUCGUGGCGAACGCCAAGUUCAUGCUGGACGAAGAGGAGCACUUCCAGGAGCAGCUCAAGGAGCGACUCAGGUGGCUGCACGAGCAGGGCCACCCCCAAGACUUCUGGCUCGUGUACGAGCCCGAGUUCCUCGCGAGCUUCCCCGAGAUCAAGAAGCGAGUGAACGGGCCUGCAGUGGCUCUUGUCACCACCGAUGCUCUCUGGAUGACAUUCAUGAAGCUGCGACUGGACCGUGUCCUCCGGGGCGAGUUCGAGUGCGACUCCCAGGAGGAAGCUUUGAAAUCGCUCCCCAUUGAGAACAACUUCGGCAAGCCAGCCAAGUGGGAUGCUCCUUACCCCAAGUAUGAGUCGAGCUGGUGGACACCCUACGCUGCUCCCUCGGUUUCUGGGAGGUCUUGAAGCACUGAACAAAUAAUAUUGUACACCUAUGCAUGGCUUCCAAACAUGGACUGCCUGGGCAACUUGAGAUGUUGCACGUGCGCAGUUCUUUGUUGCUGAGCUUUCAGCAGCUGAAGUCCACGUCACAAGCUGUGGCAGGGUUGCUGCCAACAUGCUUAUCCCCUUGUAGCCAUGCAGGCUCGAGGAUCAUCCAGCUGGUGCCUUACUCUGUAUUUCUUUUCAGCUGCAUAUAAUGCAAAUGCCUUUUCAA